Molecule: messenger RNA, 3700 nt
Organism: Engraulis encrasicolus (European anchovy)
Lineage: Eukaryota; Metazoa; Chordata; Actinopteri; Clupeiformes; Engraulidae
Product: myosin-IIIb
Exons: 30
Coding region: 214-3471 (1085 amino acids)
Biological process (GO): peptidyl-serine phosphorylation; regulation of actin filament length
Cellular component (GO): myosin complex
Molecular function (GO): microfilament motor activity; protein binding; ATP binding
Source: RefSeq, a predicted model, not a curated record
GUUUGGCACGGGGGAGAGAGCGAGACUGAGCGAGCGCGAGGUGGAUAGGGCACAGAGAGCUGCUUGUCAGAGCUUGACUCUGGUGUGGCUGUGUGCGCAGCUUCGUUCGUGCGGCAAAGAAAAAACAAAGCGGGAUUGUAUGUGGACGUUUGAACUACAUUGAAGGCAACGCUGACUUGAAGCGAGACUUAAAUAAAUCACCCAGCCAACGACAUGGAGGACAAUCUCCAGGACGAUUUGGCAACGUUGUCCGAACUGGAUGAAAAAAGUUUACUUGAGUCUCUCUGUCAGCGAUUUAAACAGGACAGACUCUACACAUACAUCGGUGACAUAUUGGUGGCUGUGAAUCCUUUUAAGUACUUGCCUUUAUAUGAGAAAGAGGUAUCAGAGAGAUAUAAAUACCAUGACAAGAAGUCCCUUCCACCACACAUAUUCGCAGUGGCAGACAAGGCAUACCAGUCAAUGCUGGGUCGACUGGGAACUGGACCCCAGAGCCAAUGUAUCGUAAUCAGUGGGGAGAGUGGAGCAGGGAAGACGGAGAGCACCAAGUUGCUGCUGAGGCACAUCAUGGAGCUGUGCAGGGCCAACUCCCAGCUGGAGCAGCAGAUACUACAGGUGAAUCCUCUUCUGGAGGCCUUCGGCAAUGCCCAGACUGUCAUGAAUGACAACAGCAGCCGCUUCGGGAAGUACAUUCAGCUCCGUUUCCUCGGAACGUCAGUGAAAGGGGCCAAGAUUAACGAGUAUCUGCUGGAGAAGUCUCGGGUGGUGCAGCAGGAUGAGGGAGAGCGUAACUUCCACAUCUUUUACUGCAUGCUGGCCGGCAUCUGUGCUGACGACCGGGAGAUAUACGGUCUUCUGGAGCCUGAGCAAUACAGGUAUCUGAAUGGCACCUCCCUAUCAGAUGACAUGGUGAAUCACUGGAGCAAGAAGUAUUCGGAUGUGUGCAACGCGAUGGACAUGGUGGGGUUUGAAGAACAGGAGAAGGUGGACAUGAUGACGAUCCUGGCCGGCAUCCUGUCUCUAGGCAACAUCAUGUUUGAGCCGGGGGAGGGGGACGUCCUGCGCAUCACCAGCUCCUCUGUGGGCUGGCUCAAAGCUGCAGCUGGCCAGUUUGGGGUGCAGGAAGAGGAACUCUUUAGGAGUCUGACAUGCACCAUGUCUGUCACACGAGGGGAAGCCAUCCGUCGCCUACACAGCCAACAGCAGGCCGAAGAUGCCAGAGAUUCCAUUGCCAAGGUGGCUUAUGGACGAGUGUUUGGAUGGAUAGUCAGCAAAGUCAACGAGCUGCUCGCCCCACAUGUAGACCCAGAUCUUGAACAACGUGAAAUUGGUAUCCUCGACAUUUUUGGCUUUGAAAACUUUGCCGUCAACCGAUUUGAGCAACUCUGCAUCAACCUGGCCAAUGAAAAGCUGCAGUAUUUCUUCAACCAUCACAUCUUCCUGAUGGAGCAGAGGGAGUACAAGGAGGAGCAGCUUGAUUGGGAGGUGAUCACUUACAAAGACAACAAGCCCAUACUGGACCUCUUCCUCACCAAGCCCAUCGGGCUUCUCUCGCUGCUGGAUGAGCAGAGCGCCUUUCCACAGGCUACAGACAGAGACUUUGUGGACAAGCUCAACAGCAAGUUCAAGGCCCAUCCCAACUAUGAGGUGGUGCGAAGCCACAACCCUGCCUUCACAGUGGUGCACUAUGCAGCCAAGGUCCAGUAUAAUGGCGUUGGCUUUCUGGAGCGCAACAGGGACACCAUUCCAGCCAACAUCAGGGGCCUCUUCAUUAACAGUGUCACUCCGCUCCUCAGUCUGCUGUUCGCUGCUACUAUUUCCAGAACGGGUACUUUGAUGCCACGAAAAGCAAAGAUGGCCCAGGCCACAGAGGACAACUUCAACUCCACCAGGAAGCAGUCGGUCGGGGCACAGUUCAAGCAUUCUCUGGGUGUGCUGAUGGAGAAGAUGUUUGCCGCCAGUCCUCAUUUUGUCCGCUGCAUCAAGCCCAACCGCACCAAAUCGCCCGGCAUCCUCGACAGCAACUUCAUCAUGGACCAGCUUCGGUACAACGGCCUGUUGGAAACCAUCCGAAUACGCAGAGAUGGAUUUUCUUGGAGGCCGACCUUCAAAGAGUUUGCAGAGAGGUAUAGCCUCCUGCUACUCAAGCCAAAUAUACCUCACGACAGAGAAAGCUGCAUGCACAUACUCAACAACUCCAGGCUCACGGGCUGGACCUGUGGGUCUUCACGUCUGUUCUUCAAGUACUGGCACCAGGAAGAGUUGGCUCGUCUCCUCGAUAUGCUUGGGAGGGCUGCUGUUGUCAUCCAGAAAAAUUACAGAGCGGUGAUGUGCAGGCGGCGGUACCUGGAGCUGGUGGAGGAGAUGAAGAGGCAGAGGCAGGCCCAGAGAGAGGAGGAGGAGCGUAGGAGGAGAGAGGCCGAGGAGGAGAGGAGGAGACAGCUGGAGGAGGAAGAGGAGGAGAGGAGGCGACGACUCAUUGAGCAGGAGAACAAGAUUGGUUUGUGUUUCCCAGGGCCGGUGUCGCCGCCAGUCCCUCUACCCCGCACCUCCAAGAAGAAGCCGGAGCCCAGGCCUCGCUCCUUCCUCACGGGCCCCCAGGCAGCACACCUGACCCCCGUGCCACGGCCUCGCAGCAAGCUCUUCGAGGCAACGCCGUUUGACAACGACCUAGGGGGACUUGCUCAUGAGGAGCGCGUCCGAGAGAAGCACAAGCGGCGGCGGAACACGAUCAGAUGGUUCCGGGAGACGCAGGCCCGCAAGGUGGUUCGCAACGGCGAGUUCCCGUGCUGGUUUCAUGGGAUGAUCACGCGCCGGCGAGCAGAAGACCUCCUGACUGACAAGCCCUUCGGAUGCUUUCUGGUCCGUGUUGGGCAGAGCCGGGAAGGAUACACACUCACAUUCAGGGGGGCGAAUCGUUGCCGGCACUACAUGAUUGAGAUGCAGUGCAAUGGGAAGUACGUGAUCCUGGGUGAGGACCGUGCCCAUGCCUCCCUGGUGGACCUGGUGGAGUACCACACGCAGGUGGGCAUCAAGCCCUUCAUGGAGCUCCUCACCGUGCCCUGUGGACAGUCCUGUGAGCAGGCGCCGGACUACGAGGAGCUGGAGUUCAUGAUCCCCUCCCCGCCGGAGGUCCCCCACCGUGGGCCCGACCCCUUGGCCAUGGAGCUCCAGCGGCUCUUCGUGCCCCCUGACCACCGCACCUCCAGCUCCGGCUCCGCGGGACUCCAGCCGGAGAAGCCGCCCGUCCUGCGCAGGAUCUCAGAGCACCGCAAGCGCCUGGACGCCCUGGCCAGCCAGCAGGAGGCGGAUGGGAAGGGGAAGGACAAGGCCGUGCCUCGCCUCUACCCCUCCAUACGGCUGGCCAUGAGGGAGAUCCAGCAGCUGCAGCAGCAAUUUUCUGAGAGUACCGAUCAAAAAGAUGUUGCCCCCAACAACCGCUGGUUACCCUGGAAGAGAACAGACUCCUAGCAUCCAGAAGAAAGGAACCAAUCUGAACAACUUUUUUUUCUUUUCUGCUGCUGCUGUAAUAUUAAUCUGAACUGGGUGUGUUUGAGACACUCUUUUAGAACAAAUUGUGAAACGACGGCCUUAAAAAUGCCUUAGAGAUUUUUUAUGGACUAUUGUGAAUAUGUUUAUGUGGCAUAUUUAAAAUGUAAAUUAUGUUGUUUUUUUUAAUGCACUGAAAUAAACACUUCAG